Caenorhabditis briggsae is the source of this 828-nucleotide messenger RNA. Gene Ontology annotation, cellular component: plasma membrane. Gene Ontology annotation, biological process: phospholipid homeostasis; regulation of membrane lipid distribution; membrane assembly. The transcript has 3 exons. Lineage: Eukaryota; Metazoa; Nematoda; Chromadorea; Rhabditida; Rhabditidae. The record is from RefSeq and is a predicted model, not a curated record. Bases 1 to 828 code for a protein of 275 amino acids.
AUGACAGAAGAUAAGCCUCCAUUAUCCGCGCUUCCUGAGUACAAUAUGCCCAAUUUUCUCAACCUAUUUCUUCCAUAUAACAUUAUCCCGCUUUUCAUCUACUCGUUGAUUUUUCGACUAGCUCGACAGUACGUGAAGACGAAUUUUUGGCUGAAAUUCGAGGGAUUCAAACGCUAUCGCCUCCAAAACCUAACAAUAUGCUGGGCCCAUGCCGUCGUCGUCGGUCUCGGAGACCUGAUUCUAAUGUUCACUCAUCCCCAUGAAAUCUUUCAUGAGGUUAUUGAAUGGUACGACCCGAUUGCCGCUCAACUCCCUCUGAUUUCUGUUGCAUAUUUCUUCCAAGACGCUAUCGAUAUGUUGAUGUAUGAAUGGUCCAGUUAUACCCUUGAACUUCUUCUCCAUCAUUUUGUCACCUGUGCGGCUCUUGUGUGUCCAGGAGUCACUGGAAGAUUCACACUGGCUGCUGGGUGGGCACUAUUGAUGGAAGUCAAUAGCAUCUUCCUCCACGCCCGUACAAUUCUUCAAAUCUGCGGACUCAACACCCGGUUUCCUGGAGUCUUCCGCGUUGUCGUCUACUCCAAUAUCAUCAGUUUCUUCUUCUUCCGAAUCAUCUCCCAACUUCUCUGGACCCAUUGGGCUAUCUACAAUGUCCCUGGUCUCCAUUGGUACUUUGUGAUGAUUGGAUUGUUGGGACCAAUUGUUUUCGGAUGUAUCAAUGGAUUAUUGUUCAUGAGAUUGUUGGCUGCGGAUGGAUUUUUGCCGGAGAACUUGAGAGCCAGAUUCGCAGUGACCAGGGAUAACAAGAAUGAGGAGAAGGAAAAGAAGUAG